This is a messenger RNA of Pseudonaja textilis, 1206 nucleotides long. RefSeq names its product SLAM family member 6-like. Gene Ontology annotation, cellular component: membrane. The record is from RefSeq and is a predicted model, not a curated record. NCBI's taxonomy places the organism in Eukaryota, Metazoa, Chordata, Lepidosauria, Squamata, Elapidae.
UCCGGAGGGCCGACAUGGACUCCCACCUCCUCCUGGCAAUCCUACUGUUCUGCUCCGCAGGAGCAGCCUCCUCACCUGAGGCCGCCUUGAAGUCGGUUCGUGUGGGGGAUGCCGUCACACUGCCGGUGACCCUUCCCAAGGGCCAGAAGCUCACCAACCUCCUCCUGAGGGACUCCUUGAGAAAACAAGCCAUCGCCAUCUGGAUGGAGUCCAAAGUGAUCACGAUUCUAGACAUUGACUACGCCAACCGGGUGGCCUUCCAGGAAGACCAGAUGGCCUUCAGAAUUGCCAACCUCAGCUUGGGCGACGGGACCACCUACGAAAUCUCCACCAGCUUCAGCACUCCCACACCAGAACUGCUCAGCAGCUUUCGGGUGGCCGUAUUCAACAUCACCAAAAGGGUCUCCUCCUUGGGGAAUGAUUCCUGCUACAUUUAUCUGGACUGUGAGGCAGGGAUGGGGCAUGGUCAGAGAGUGACCUACACCUGGAAGGACACCGAGGCCGGCACCACCCUGAGCCAGGCGUCCUGGCUCACUCAGCUGGUGCACCGCAACCAGAGGAAGGCCUACACCUGCAUGGCCCAGACCUCUACCGCCCAGAUGUCCUUCAGCCUCGUCCUCCAGCACUCCUGUAUUCCCAACACUGCAAGUCCAGGACCCUGGGCGCUGGGCUCUCUCCUGGUCAGAGGACUCCUGGUGCCCACCCUGGCUGCUGCUCUGCUGCUGCUGUGACCCAAGAAGACCCUGGGCGGCUGCUUCCCCCGGCCGGCUGGCCCCCAGCCGCUUAAAUGGGGCAGCCGAAAGGGCCUGACGAAAGCUUAUCGUGGCACCAGCCCUUCCGGGUAGACCAAGUCAAGCAACGCUCCAGAGGGGACUCUUCUUUCCUUGAGAAAGGCUAGAAUCAGAGAAUUUUAUAAUGGCUUCUUUUAUUCCAGGGAAUCCGCAGCUCUUCUAAGCCAUGUUUAAUCAGCUUCAGCCCCUUUGCUUGUUUCAUGGGCCUCGACACCCCUCGAGGCAUCUCCACGCCAGCCCACCCUCGGGCCCCCACAUGCUGGCACAGGGGGUCCCUGUAGCGCCAGUUCUUAAGGCCGGAGGAGCAACCUGUCCGUUGAUUGAAAAGCCGCUUUUCUCCCUGUUUCCAGAUGAGCAUCGGUUGUGUCUAAGUGCUUCGGGAGGGGCCCUUUGCCUGAUGUUACCCAUUAAAAGA